AUGGUUAUCACAGACCAGUUAACCAAAGGGGUCAGCCCCUUCUACCUAAGCCAUGGGUAUAACCUCAGCCUAUUUAGCCCUACCGAGGAGGUAGAGCAACUAGCCGAAGAACCAGCCAAGAGUCCUAUCCAGAAAGGGGAAGCUAUUAUACAGAAAGUUAAGGAAGCCCUAGACUGGGCUCAAGCCUCCAUGGCCUAUUCCUAA
Messenger RNA from Aspergillus nidulans FGSC A4, 204 nucleotides. RefSeq lists its product as uncharacterized. Bases 1 to 204 code for a protein of 67 amino acids. The record is from RefSeq and is a predicted model, not a curated record. NCBI's taxonomy places the organism in Eukaryota, Fungi, Ascomycota, Eurotiomycetes, Eurotiales, Aspergillaceae. The transcript has 2 exons.